GGGAAGAAAUGGAUAUACUGCUGCAGUUUAAGAACUGCAAACCACACUAUUUGGUACACAAUAUGGGAGAAAUGGAUGGCAACGUCUGAUGAAAGUUAUAUAGAAUACCUAACUUGCUCCGAAAAUAAUUAUAUUAUUUGCGACUUUUUAAUACUAUUGAAAAAAAUUCAGUCUAAUGAUAGCAAAUGGACCACUAGGCGUGCUAACGCAUUUCUUUCUACUGUUGCCAAACAUGCAAAAACAGAUGAAGUAAAUUCUUGUCUUUUUAAAAUUUUAAAAGAUAUUAGUUUCAGUUCAAAUAGGACAAAUGACAUAAUUGCAACAUUAAUUGUAAUUAUUACACACUCCGGAUAUAACAUGGCAAAGGUAAAUAUAUUCGCAGAAAAGCACUAUGAAAUACCAAUGAUUCAAGCCAUUGAAAGUAAAAUAAGGAAACGAAGAUUGGAAUACGGAAGACUAAUCAGUAACUACGGACACUAUUUCAGUAUCACCGUAACGACAUAAAUAACGAGAUAUCUGAGUCAAGAUGAAAGACUAAUUCACUUGUUGCUCGCAUAUGACCAUAUAUCGAUAAUUAUUAUAAUCUCUUAUUUAGUUUUUAUCAAUUAAUAUCUGAAUAUACAAAACUA
Linepithema humile (Argentine ant) is the source of this 629-nucleotide messenger RNA. NCBI's taxonomy places the organism in Eukaryota, Metazoa, Arthropoda, Insecta, Hymenoptera, Formicidae. The record is from RefSeq and is a predicted model, not a curated record.